Molecule: messenger RNA, 3186 nt
Organism: Coregonus sp. 'balchen'
Lineage: Eukaryota; Metazoa; Chordata; Actinopteri; Salmoniformes; Salmonidae
Source: the annotation of a GenBank genome assembly
GGUAUCCCUGGCAACGACGGGGUACCAGGGCAGCCGGGUCUGCCUGGGACAACUGUAAGUAAACAGACAGCAAGGGGGGAGUCACCUCCAUUUAAAUUCAGACACUUCAGACACUGAACAUUUGAAAAUCCAAUUCCAGAAUUGGGAAAAACUAUUGUCAGUGUCAAUGAAUAUCAAUUACACUUUCUGAUUAUAGAAUUCAUUAGCUGAAUUGUCUAAAUUGAAAUGGAUUUGACCCCAACCCAUGCCAGACAUACAGUAGGAGGCGGAGCUAGAGGAGAGUGCCACGGCUUUGUGAAUUGGCUGAUGGGGGGAGAGAGAGAGACUGUAGUGACUGGAGCACUGGCAGAAGUUAAUUGAGGAUCUCUACAAUUUCAACACAAAACUAUACAGUAGGCACACUACGACUGAGUGGCAGUGCGUAGUGGCAAAGUAUACCGUGUGUUUUUAUAAUUCAGAGAAAUUAAUGUCCUCACACUUUACUUUCUGUCUUAAAAUGCACUUUUUGCCUUUUGGAGAGACUUUUACCAUUGAUUUGUGCCCCAAAAGCAUGCACACACACACACAGACACACACACACAUACACACACACAGACACACACACACAGACACACACAGACACACACACACAGACACACACACACACACACACAGACACACACACACAGACACACACACACACACACACACACACACACACACACACACACACACACAGACACACACACACACACACAGACACACACACACAGACACACACACACAGACACACACACACACACACACACACACACACACACACACACACACACACACACACACACACACACACACACACACACACACACACACCCUCAACAGAAUAAUCAAUCUACCCACAGUGGAAACUUGGCUUCACACACACAUCCACGCACGCACGCACGCACACACACACACACACACACACACACACACACGCACACACACACACACACGCACACACACACACACAAACACACACACACAGUCUUGUACAGCUAACCUUGUGGGGACACACAAUUCAGUCCCAUUCAAAAUCCUAUUUUUCCUAACCCCUAACCCUAGCUCCUAACCCUAACCCUUAACGGAAUUCUAACCCUAACACUAAUUCAAACCUUAACCCCUAGAAAUAGCAUUUGACCUCGUGGGGACUAACAAAAUGUCCCCAGUUGGUCAAAUGUUUGUUUGUUUAGUAUUUUUGUGGGGACUUCUGGUCCCGACAAGAAUAGUUAAACAUGUCCACAUUAUACACACUCCAGAAGUGCUUCAGUCCGAACAUCAGUAGACAGACAGACAGACCUACCAGCUGCUCUCUAGCUCCAUGGACCUGCCUGCAUGUUGAGUUUCAAUGGAUUUAAUCCCUUAAAACAGACUAUUAAAACGAUUCACUCUUAGCUUAAUUCUUAAUGCACUCUUAGCUUAGUCUUAGCUAAGUAUAAAUGUAUCCUUAAAAAACUAAAAACUUUCUCAGAAACACAAUUUAACCGGUAAGUUAUUUGAAUGCAAAUGAAUCCAUAAAAAAAAAAGACAAUUUAACAAAAUUGCAGGAUAUUUAAAUAGGAUGAUAUUGAAAGUGAAUGACAGACUCUCUGACAGGUCCUGUUUAAUGCAUACAACCUUAGUCUAACAAACCUAAUGAGCUGCACCAUGCUAGCUCAAAUUAGCCCUUCUGGCUAUAAUAACAACCAUUUCAACAAAGCCAAUUGGUUUUAAAUGGGUUCGAAACCAGGUGAACUGCAAUUCACAGGUUAUCUCACUGUGUGAAGGGCCCCACUGCUAAAAAGUGGAAGUAUUGUACUGUAAGUGGGUUUCCUGGUGUGAUUGGAGUGGUACAAAUGUUUCAGGCCAACCAUGUUGUAAAUCAUUUAACUUUAAAACUCUAACAAUAAUCCCAAUUCAUACCUGGAAUUAAAUACCAACCUGCUUUGAAAGACUUGCAAAACCUUGUGAUUUUGAAUGUUUUGUGUCUCCUUGGGCAAAUCUUAAAUGAUACCCUAUUCCCUCUAGUGGCCUAUGUGAUUCUGGACAAAUGUACAACACUACAUGGGGAAUUGAGUACUAUUUGGGACUCCUGAAUGGAUCGUUCAUCGAAUUUGCACUGUACUGCAGUUCAACACUUUGGACUGUACUGCAGUUCAACACCGUUUGCACUGUACUGCAGUUCAACACUUUGCACUGUACUGCAGUUCAACACUUUGCACUGUUGCAUCAAUGUGCAGAAAUCAAUUGUACUUAUACAUUAUAGUUGUAUAAACCCCAACAUUUUUACUGUAGAAGGAUGAAGUUGCCCCUAGACGUUGAUCUAAGAUCAGUUUUGCAUUGGCCCCUCCUUAGUGAUUAAGAUUAGGAUUUGGGAAGGAUAAACUGAUCAUAGAUCAGUGCCUAAGGGCAACUUCUACUUGAAGCCUUUUACCCCUCCCUCACUGACUCUCCUCUCCCCCUCUGACCCCCUCCCCCCUCCCUCCCUCACUGACUCUCCUCUCCCCCUCCCUCCCUCACUGAAUCUCCUCUCCCCCUCCUGAUCCCCUCCCCCCUCCCUCCCUCACUGACUCUCCUCUCCCCCUCCUGAUCCCCCUCCCUCGCUGACUCUCCUCUCCCCCUCCUGAACCCCCUCCCUCACUGACCCUCCUCUCCCCCUCUGAUCCCCUCUCCCUCACUGACUCUCCUCUCCCCCUCCUGAUCCCCCUCCCUCACUGACCCUCCUCUCCCCCUCUGAUCCCCUCUCCCUCACUGACUCUCCUAUCCCCCUCUGAUCCCCCCCACUGACUCUCCUCUCCCCCUCUCUCACUGACUCCCCCCCCCCCCCCCCCUUUCAUAGCCCCCUCCCCCUUCCCUCCCUCAGCAUCUGAGGCUGCCUCAGGACCAGGACAGUCGAGGAGAUGGACAGGUAAGACAGGAGGUAGGGAGGUGCACUCUGGAAGUUAGACUUUUAUAGUAUUGAUCUUGAAAAAUAACACCAAGGUGCAUGAACUGUCCAUGUAGUGUACAUUAAGCACACACAUUUCAUGUUAUAAACGUCUGUCUGUGUGCGUGUGUCCUCUGCUGCAGGAGGUGUGUGAGGACUGCUCCAAGGGUUUGCCAGGGGUACCAGGCAUGGCGGGCACCAAGGGAGAGAAGGGAGAUGAGGGCAAGCCUGCCGUAGGCCAUGCCCCUGACGGCUGUGAGAGG